This is a messenger RNA of Striga asiatica, 817 nucleotides long. The record is from the annotation of a GenBank genome assembly. Lineage: Eukaryota; Viridiplantae; Streptophyta; Magnoliopsida; Lamiales; Orobanchaceae.
ACGGGCUUUAAAGACUGCAACUUUUUUCUCAUUCCACCGAAGCUUUCUCUCUCUAGAUUCUCUUUCUCUCAACCGCUUUGAAUGAAUCAAAUACUCUGCCUAAAAUAUUCUUCGACCCCCAAGCAUUCGAGGUUACGCUUUUUUCUGCAUUCUCUCUUCUGUUCAUCACAGUUGAGAAUUAGAUCUGACGAUGGCUAACCGUUAUGAUUCCAACCCUUUCGAGGAAGUUGAUGAAAACCCAUUUGCCCUGGGUAGCGAAGAAUUAGGAGUUCAGUAUGUGGGGAAUAGUGAGAUCUUUGAUGGAGUUUGCUGUUGGUUCAUAGUGAUGGAGGAGCUAAAGGAAAACCGUCUGGACAACAAAAAUUUAGUGGAGGCUCAUUCUUUACAACAUCUGCUGGAAGUGUUCCACCUGCAGCAAACUCGAGGUUAUCACCCCUUCCUCCCGAGCCUGCUGAUUUCUACAAUCCCACUGCAGUUGAUAUUCCACUGGACAGUUCUUCAGACUGAAAGUGCGAUGAAGUUUACCUGGUUUUUCUUGUUUUACUUGCUCCACAUUGGCUUCUGCAUCUUUGCUGCUGUGGCACCUCCUGUAGUUUUCAGAGGAAAAUCUCUUGCAGGGAUCCUGCCAGCUGUGGAUUUAAUCAGUGCCCAUCUAUUGGUUGGAAUAUUCUAUUUCAUUGGGUUUGGACUUUUCUGCCUGGAAUCAGUUCUCAGCAUCUGGGUCAUACAGCAAGUUUACAUGUACUUUCGAGGCAGUGGCAAAGCUGCAGAAAUGAAGCGUGAAGCUGCUAGAGGAGCUUUGAGGGCGGCAAUUUAA